AUGACUUCCCGCGUAGGCCAGAAGAAAGCCGCCUCCGAGGAGACCACAGCUGCAAGCGAAGGCUGUAAUGGGCUGCUGGUCAAGACAAGGGCUUCGUGUCGUGUAAGUCGGACAGACCAAUUUUGUCCACCAUCUUCGUCACUUUCCGAGCACAAACAGCACGACGAACGGGCUUCAUCUAUGCAAGCCUCGAAGAUUACUCGGCACGACAACAAUACAUUUCGAUCGUCUUCGUACACGGCAGAGCAUGCGAGCAGUGGCAUUCAACACAUGAAGCGGGCACUGGGCCUAUCAGAGAGGAGCAGAUAUCUACCGGGUUCUCUGCAUGGGGGGCCGACAUCGAAUUCCGAUACUGCUUACCUGAGCCUCGAGGAGGCCUUUCUGCUUCGGCACUUCGCACAGAAUCUAGCUCAGUGGUUUGAUUCCAAUGACCGAGAUCGCCACUUUGCUCUUCAUGUCCCUGAACGAGCCAUGUUUUGCUCGGUACUGCGAUACGCGAUAUACACGGCCUCAGCCGGACUUUUGACCCGCUUAGCAUCCUGUGGCAAGCCAGUAGAGUCUCUUGGGAUUCCGAAAGAGGUUCAAUUACUUCUGAAUGCCGAAACAGCGAUCCGCUAUCAUGACAUUUGCAUCUCGUAUUUGAUUGAGAUAUCGCAUGACCCCGACGAAGAAUACAGCGAAGACUUUCUCACAGUUGCCACGAUCCUCCGAUUCUAUGAGCGGAUUGAAGCUCCGUCAAUAUGUGAUUCAGGAACAUACCUCAAUGCCAUCCAGUUUAAUGUGAACACACAGCGAGAUGAAUCGUUCUAUGCUUGGAAAUAUGGAGUGCUUUCCUCUACCAACGCCCCUUCAGGCUACCAGUAUCUCCAAACCAAUGACUUUGUUUGGGCCAACAGGAUCCUUGUGUGGGUGGCUGGUCUUCUAACGUUCUGCUUUGGUGACAGCCACUGUUCGGGCGCAGAAGAGCGGACGCAGCGCUGGUCAGCUCUAAAGUCCGUCGAGCAGCGCUGUAAGGAGGCAACGCCACCAGCCUUUAGACAAAUACACUAUCGAGAACCUGGGCCGACAGCCGGAGAGUAUUUUCCCGAGAACUGGCACAUGAACAGCUGGCAGGUUGUGGGGGCCCAGCACUUCGAGCUUGGACGGAUCCUCUUGGCGGUAUCUGAUCCCCGACGGGCAUCGCGACUGGGAAUUGGCGCUUCUGCACGAAACAAAACUCUAGCGGAUGAGUUGCAAGACUGCGCUUGGCGGGAUCUCCACGAGGCUCAUCGCCAAGCGCCAAUUCUGCGCACUGGACCGAACUCGCUCUCCUUCGGCGACACCCAGGCUAUCAAGGACAUUUAUGGACAUAGCACGCCAUGUGUGAAGGACCUGAACGACGUGAUCCUCGGAGGAAGCCAUACCCAUCUCUUUGACGUGGUUGAUAAGAGUGGCCAUGCCCACCAGCGUAAGACUCUCUCCGCUGCUUUUGCCAUCAAAAACCUCGAGUUGUGGGAGUUCAAGGUCGUACAGACUACGAAGCGGCUUCUCAAAGCCAUCGAUGCCCAUUGCACGGCUCCCAUGCCACCUGGACAAGCCAUGCCCGACCCGGUCGAUGUCACGCUGGACUUCAACAAAUGGGUGCACCUGUUCACCAUCGAACCCAUUAACAACAUCGCCCUGUCGUCAACCAUGGACCUCCUAGACAAAGGCACGGACGUCGUGACAGCCCAGAAGCGGGGCGGCACGCUGUACGAGGCUCGAAUGAAGCAGGAGUCUUCAGACUGCCCCAGCGGCCAUACCCGACUCUGCAUGCGGGGAAAGUCAAGCCGUCAAUUGCCGGGUCGGAGAUGGAUUGCCUUGAAAGACGAUUCAUCCUCAAACAAGGAGAAAGCCAUCCGCGAUGAGUUUGUCAAUGACAACUCUCUGGAACUGCUGUCGACCGAGGUCAAGUAUGACAAUGGUCAGCUGCGGGAUCUCAUGCGGUCUCCCAAUUCCCCCGAGUGCUCGCCCGACAACGCUCACUACGGCUUCAACACCGCCCUCAUGACUGCGAUGUUGGAACUCAGCGCCUUCAUUGGCUGUCUGUUCUUCCCUCCCGUCGCGGAUCGCAUCUGCAUCUCUCGCAAGUGGGAUCUGACGGUUGCCGCCGUCUUCUUCGUCGUCGGAGCCAUCAUCCAAGCCGCUGCACCCGAUUAUGCUACUUUGGUCGCGGGCCGGUUCAUCGGAAGUAUCGGUUGCAUUACGAAGCGAUUAUUUUUAGCAUGCUGAUAUUCUAUGACCCGAUGAGUACCCGCUGUGAAUCC
Messenger RNA from Aspergillus homomorphus CBS 101889, 2285 nucleotides. RefSeq lists its product as uncharacterized. Gene Ontology annotation, molecular function: heme binding; iron ion binding; transmembrane transporter activity. The record is from RefSeq and is a predicted model, not a curated record. Gene Ontology annotation, biological process: transmembrane transport; positive regulation of transcription by RNA polymerase II. The transcript has 7 exons. The coding region runs from base 1 to 2250 and encodes 749 amino acids. Lineage: Eukaryota; Fungi; Ascomycota; Eurotiomycetes; Eurotiales; Aspergillaceae. Gene Ontology annotation, cellular component: nucleus; membrane.